Haplochromis burtoni (Burton's mouthbrooder) is the source of this 1774-nucleotide messenger RNA. RefSeq names its product SRY-box transcription factor 8. Lineage: Eukaryota; Metazoa; Chordata; Actinopteri; Cichliformes; Cichlidae. Gene Ontology annotation, molecular function: DNA-binding transcription factor activity, RNA polymerase II-specific; RNA polymerase II cis-regulatory region sequence-specific DNA binding. The transcript is spliced from 3 exons. Gene Ontology annotation, biological process: neural crest cell development; morphogenesis of an epithelium; negative regulation of transcription by RNA polymerase II. Bases 245 to 1639 code for a protein of 464 amino acids. The record is from RefSeq and is a predicted model, not a curated record. Gene Ontology annotation, cellular component: nucleus.
AUGCAGCACUUCAGUUCACAGUGAGAACCACAAGUUUCACGACAGCACCCCCCUCCACGACAGCCCGGGACAACAAGGCAAACAAACAGGAAAGCGGGGGAAAAACAACAGGCUCGCACUGACUGAAACUGUUAAAGGAAUUUACUUUGGCGCAACGCGCGCAAAAGCGCACUGGCCAAUUUGGUGAAGGCUUGAACUUCAGUGGCAACAUCUGAAUUUUCAUUUCCAAAGGACUGAACAAAUAAUGUUAAAAAUGACGGACGAGCAUGACAAGUGUGUCGGUGACCAGCCAUGCAGUCCAUCGGGUACAAACAGUUCCAUGUCCCAGGACGAGUCCGACUCCGAUGCUCCGUCCUCGCCGACAGGCUCCGAUGGUCAAGGAUCCCUGCUCGCCGGUUUGGGCAAGAAACUGGACUCCGAAGAUGAUGAAAGGUUCCCUGCGUGUAUACGAGAUGCCGUCUCUCAGGUCCUAAAGGGGUACGACUGGUCCUUGGUACCAAUGCCCGUGAGAGGGAACGGAUCCCUGAAGAGUAAACCUCACGUCAAGAGACCCAUGAAUGCGUUCAUGGUCUGGGCGCAAGCGGCCCGCAGAAAGCUCGCGGAUCAGUAUCCACACCUGCACAACGCAGAACUGAGCAAGACCCUGGGGAAACUUUGGCGCUUGCUUUCAGAGAGUGAAAAGAGGCCAUUCGUAGAUGAAGCAGAGAGGCUUCGAGUUCAGCACAAGAAAGAUCAUCCAGACUACAAGUACCAGCCUCGAAGACGGAAGAAUGUGAAACCAGGCCAGAGCGACUCAGAUUCUGGAGCAGAACUGGCUCAUCACAUGUACAAAGCUGAACCAGGGAUGGGAGGACUGGGAGGAAUGAGUGACGGACACCACCAUCCUGACCAUGCAGGGCAGCCCCAUGGUCCACCUACACCACCCACUACUCCUAAAACAGACCUCCACCAUGGGGUGAAGCAGGAUUUGAAACAUGAAGGCCGUCGACUUGUUGACAGCAGCAGGCAAAACAUUGACUUCAGCAAUGUAGACAUCUCUGAGCUCAGCACUGAUGUCAUCAGCAAUAUGGAGACCUUUGACGUUCACGAGUUUGACCAGUACCUCCCGCUCAAUGGCCACGCCUCAGGCUCCUCAGACCACAGCCACAGCCAGGCUCCACUGCCUGGCAGCGCUUACACUUCCUCAUACAGCCAUACAAGCAGCAACGGGUCAACGUGGAGCCGAAAGAGCUCCAUGUCCUCCUCCUCUCCCUCCACCGGUGAGGUGGGCCAGCACCGUCUCCAUAUUAAAACAGAGCAACUGAGCCCCAGCCACUACAACGAGCACUCUCACGGCUCGCCCUCACACUCUGAUUACGGCUCGUACAGUAGCCAGGCUUGUGUCACAUCAGCCACAUCAGCUGCCUCGGCCGCUUCCUCUUUCUCCAGCUCCCAGUGUGACUAUACUGACCUUCAGAGCUCCAACUAUUACAACCCUUACUCUAGCUAUCCCUCUAGCCUUUAUCAGUAUCCCUACUUCCAUUCAUCCAGGCGGCCCUAUAGCAGCCCAAUCCUCAACAGUCUGUCCAUGGCUCCUCCUCACAGCCCCAACGCAUCCAGCUGGGACCAGCCGGUCUACACCACACUGUCUCGACCUUAAGAGUACAGAAACAGCCCGUUCGCACUGGAGACUCAUUCAGAUCGAUGCGCUACUAACGAAGGAAGUAAGGAGGAGACGAAGUAAUGUGCGUAGGGGCUAGUAGGCUAAAUGUGACCAUUUGAACCUGAGACAGAC